Vicugna pacos (alpaca) is the source of this 3413-nucleotide messenger RNA. NCBI's taxonomy places the organism in Eukaryota, Metazoa, Chordata, Mammalia, Artiodactyla, Camelidae. The record is from RefSeq and is a predicted model, not a curated record.
AUGGAAGUGACUGGCCCCAUUUUUGGUCAAGUGCCCACCAGCCCGACCAACUACUGUGAGCUGGAAAGGUUACAAAAGUUGGCGCUAGCUCCCAUUUUCAACAAGGGGGUGGAGAGGCAGGGAGUGGGGAGCAUUUCCCCUAGAGAAGUCGGGAAUGCUUCUCCCUCCAGCCUCCAUUUCUCAACAGCGCCUGCUCACACAAACUCCAUCACAGAACUCGCGGGGCAGGGCGGGGUACACGUACUCUCUCCCUACGGAGCCUGCCUGGGCGCUGGGCCCCCGGAAAAGGCCGUGCCCACGCCGCGGAUCCCCGAGCGAUGCCGCGAGCGUGAUGCGGCGCAACAGCUGCAGGGGCCGGACUCUCGGUGGCACUCGGACGAGCAGAAGGAAGGCGUCCUGCUGUCCUCCCUUCUCAAUCUUUUCAGCUCUGCUCCUUCCCUGGCCCCGGCCCCGGCCCGGGAGAGCUGCUCGCCUGCAUGUGACCCUCAGGGCUUUGAGGGCCUUAAACUCCUCGCCGAAACUCUUCGGUCGCUGGCGUAUUAUUCCUUAAGUCCUUCCACAGUCCGCUUGCAUUUUCUGGACCCGAUUCGCUGGAAUUACCCACAGUCCCCUGUGCAUUCUCCCAGCUGCUGGCACUACAUUCCGGCAUCUUUUUAUGGUGAAAGCUACGUGGAGCUCAACAUCAUAGAAGUUUCCUCUGAGUUAUCUCUUCACUUAAAAUUUCAAACCAGCAAACCACAGGGAUUACUUUUUCUUGCAGCUGGGAAAAAUGACUACUGCAUAAUAGAACUUCUAUCAGGAAACUUACGGGUGAGAGUGAAUUUGGGUACAGGUGAACAAGUGUUCCUCUCUGAGCAAAGACUUCGUGUGGAUGACUUGGUUUGGCAUUUAGUGGAACUGCACUGUGUUAAGGGUAAUAUCUCUCUGGUUAUUGACAAACGCUAUGAGACAACUGGCCAGGUCAUCAGUGGGAUGCACAAUUUGCACUUUCAGCAUGGAAUCUACAUUGCAGGCCACGGUGGCCUUGAGGUCCCUUACCUCGAUGGAGAGCUCCCCAAUUUCCGUGGGUGUAUGGAGGAUGUGAUAUUUAACCAGAGGGAGAUCCUCACAUCCCUUAGAUCUUACCCUGGUUUCAAGAAAGUUUAUGAGGUGUCACUAGGAUGCAGUGAUGAAUUUUUUGCAGGGGAGGAUGAAGCCAUCAAUUUCUUUAGCUCCAGAUCCUACGUCACCUUCCCAGAAUGGAGGGUGCAAGGGGACGGGCUGUUGGAAUUUGCUUUGCAGACUGGAACUCAUCAAGCCUUGCUGUUAUUUCAGUCUGGUAGAGAAGGAGAUUUUGUUGCUUUGGAAAUAGUUAAAGGUUUAUUGAAGGCUCAUGUAGGAAGAAAUAAGAAUGAUACUCAGCUCUCUUCUUAUAGCUUAGUUAGUGACAACAAGUGGCACAUUGUUCAACUCAAGUUCACUGAAAGGUAUCUGGGCCUGAUGGUGGAUGAACAAGGAGUAAGGACUUUGCUGCCUCUUCAAAGCAAACCAUUUGUGUCUGAAGGCCACCUCUUCCUAGGAGGUCUUGAUAACCACAAGGGAGAAGAAGUUAAGAGGUUAGAGCUUGCCUCUGUGCCUAGGAAAUCUGCUCGAGCAAUCUCUUUCAAAGGGUGCCUAAGAGGCUUGGAAGCCAACUCAGAAAAGAGAGCAUUAAAGGGCGCACUUGUUUCCAAAGAUAUAUCUGCUGGCUGUAAAAUGAAGAGUAGUGAUGAAGAGACUCGUUCUGUAACAGCAACGGAAAACCUGCUUGAGGCACAAGUUCCCCUGUCCACUGCCGUCCCUGAGGCAGGCAAGCCUUUUCUGCAAGAUGUGAGUAGCUAUUUCUUGGUUCUGAAUAACUUGGAGGUUCAAGAAGGUGGGCAAGCCUUACUGGAACAAAGGCAUAUGAAGGUGGAUGUGGAGUUGAAGGAUUUGGGUAUCCAUCAGAUACUAUUUAAAAUAAAGGAAAUGCCUAUUCAUGGAUUCCUUCGAUUAGAUGUUUGCCCUGAGCAAAAAAUGGAGAAGGCUUUUACUCUGUUAGAUUUGAGCCAAGGAAAAGUUUGGUACAUCCAUGAUGGUUCAGAAGACCCGAGGGAUUAUUUCACAUUUUCAGUCUCUUCCAGCAGCGAGAAGGAAGUGCCAUUGUAUCUUCAAGGACAUGGUUCAUUUGUGUUCAACAUCAUCAUCGUUCCAGUAAAUGAUCCCCCAAACCUUACGCUCCCUGAAGGAAGCUUGCUUCUCGUGUUUGAGAACUCUAAGAAACGACUGACUCCAAAUAUCAUACAUGUGUCAGACCCAGACACAGAUUCUUCAAGUCUUAGUUUUUCAGUUCUUGGCAACUUCCAUUCAGAUGCUGGGUUUUUAGAAAACACCAAUGACCCUGGGAGAGCCAUUAGUGGUUUUACACAUGGGGAUUUAAGAGGUGGCAACAUUUUCUGUGUGCACCGGGGCCAUCGGAACUCCCGGAUUCUCCUAAGAGCAAGUGAUGGAGAGCUGGUUAGCAAUACGGUGGUGUUACGGGUCAUUGCUGUUCCUUGGGACUUUGAAGUGGCCAACAGAACCGGUGUGGUCGUACAGCAGGGUGGCACGGUUCUGAUUACGCAGAGCAACUUGUCAGUGGAGGUUAAUGGUGAACGCCCGGAGGUGGAGACCCGCUAUGUUGUCACUCAUGCACCUCAGUUUGGCCAGAUUCAGCGGCAGGGGUCAAGUGGAGAGUGGAAACAAGUGAGUAUCUUUUCUCAGCGUUCAAUUGAUCAGGGUCGGGUCCGGUACUCCAGUAUAUUCCAGGAAUUGCAGCUAAAAAACAUUACUGAUCACUUUAAAUUUAAAGUUAAUAUAGAAGGAAAAAGCAGUGAAGAGCUGAUGUUUCCCAUUACCAUACAAUGGCUAACAUUUACCCUUCUGAAAAAUGUUCCUCUUGAGAUCAGUGAAAUAAACAGGCACGUACUGAAUUCAGAUCAUUUGCAGGCUGUGACAGAGGGUGUGGACAUAGCCGAAGCGGAACUACAUUUUAAGUUACUCACCACACCUAAGAAAGGAAAAUUGCUAAUUGGCACAAAAGUUCUAAAAACAAACUCAGUCUUCAGCCAACAAAACAUUACAGACUUCAAGAUAAAUUAUGAACUACAGGAGAGACCCAGGAAAGAUUCACAAGAUACUUUCAGGUUCUUGAUGAUUGCAAAACACAUAGAAUCAAAUAAUUAUACUUUCAGAAUAAACAUUAAUGCAGAUAAGAUGCACAUUAUUUUAACAAACGGGAUUGUUUGUAAAAGAAGGGGAAGGGAAAUUAAUUACAAGAUCAGAAUUAUUUGCUGAAACAUUGGACAAUCAGACCUUCCAAUAUAAAAUCACCAAGAGUCCUCAACACGGGAAGCUGAAACUGAUUAGCUCUUCAG